GCUCGUGCGGCCGCGCUGGGCGGAGCCGGGAGGGAUUUAAACACCAACAGCGGCCGGGGCGGGGCGACGUGAGGGAGCGGAGCUCGGCAUGGCGGGCGUGCGGCUGGCGCCGUGUGACGGGGGCUGCCCCGUAGCGCUGCCGCCGGGGGAGACGCUGCUGGGACGCGGCCCUUUGCUGGGUAUUACUGAUAAGCGAGUAUCCCGAAAACAUGCCAUAUUGGAAGUGGUGGGUGGCCAGGUUCGCAUCAAACCGAUUCAUGUAGAUUCAUGCUUUUAUCAGUCUCCUGAGAACGGCCGGCUGCUACCAUUGGAAGCUCAUGAAUGGCACUCAUUGAAAUUUGGUGAUAGUUUUUCCCUGAUGGUUGACAAAUACAUCUUCAAGGUCCUUUCUGCUCAACCUGUGGAGAGCACAGAGAGGAAUAAUGAAGAGGCUGAUGCAGAAGCAGCAGUAAGUGUUCACCCUGUUGAGAUAUCUCAUAGUCCUUCGUUACCUGAGCCAGCAUGUUCCACCUCUGGGAUGCAAGGUAGCACAAAAACAAGAAGAGAUGACUCUACUUCCACACAUCUGGUUCAUUUUUCUGAUGAUGAUGAAAGUGAACAGUCAAAAUCUAUUCAGAGGAGAAGGGUGCUUCCAUCAUGGAUGCUGGAAAAAGACCUCCUGGUUCCAAGGAUUUCUGAGCCUAUAAUGAGAGGAGGUGAUAGAAACAAAAAAAGCCACGGAAGGGGAAAAAGCAAUAUGGAGUCUUUAAAAUCAGAAGUAAAUAUUCUGCAGAGAAAAAGAUCAGCUUCUGAAGAAAUUAAAGAGAAUUUUGAAGAUGAAGAGCAAGAUGAGGAGGAAAGGAGACGACUGUCCUCUUCAUUACAGAAUGCAUCUGGAUUUUCUCUUGAAAGUACCAUGGGAAACAUAGAAAGAAAAGGCAAGACUGAAACAAAAAAAGCUGGAAGUUCUGUGGAAAAAAGUGACAGGCAGCUGCAUAGUAAACGAUGUAAACCAUCAGGUCAGAUCUCCAGAAAGACAAAUAGACUUGAGGAAUCAGAAAACAAAGGACAGCUUACUUGUUCUACAAGCCAACAAGCUCCCCGGGACAGGACUUCACCUACUGGUGCCCAGGAAGGUGUUCAUGAGCCCAGUGCAGAUGUGGAUCACGACACUGAGAUUUCUUAUACAACCAAAGGUGCUGAGGCUUCAGAAAGCUCCAGAAAGAUGAAGCAUGAGAGGACACCUUGCAUGUAUGGAGCAGGCUGUUACAGGAGGAAUCCCAUUCACUUUCAGCAGUUCAGUCACCCUAAUGAUGAUGAUUAUUAUGAAACACAUAGUGUAACUCAAGAUGACAAUGAUAACCGCCCCGAAUGUCCAUAUGGAACUGCUUGCUAUAGGAAAAAUCCACAACACAAACUUGAAUACAAGCACACCGUACCUCCAGUAACUGAAAGACGAACCCGACAACGAACUUCCAAGAAUGGAAAAAGGGGUUUAGAGGAAGACAGUGAUAACGAUGGUGAACCAAAUGAAUACGAUCUCAAUGACAGCUUCAUAGAUGAUGAGGAAGAGGAGUGUGAACCUACUGAUGAAGAUUCUGACUGGGAACCAAGUUCAGAAGAAAAGGAUAAUGAAGAUGUUGAAACACUUGUGAAAGAAGCACAGGGAUUUGUUAAGACCAAAAAGUAGCUGCACUGAAUAACAUUAAGAAUGUGCAAUCCGGUUGUGUUAAAAUUUGGGUGUGCAAGAACAGAAAUUGCUUUGAAAACUACUUUUUCCUCAGUGAUGUAUGGGGAGAGCUUUAUGGUGGUGAAGGGAUUCAGCAAUACCUUUCAUUUUGUGUGAAUUUCACACUUUUUAUUUUAAGUGGUGGAGUUAAAUGAUUGAUCUCUGGGAUUCUACUGUGUGUCAGCUGCAGUAGGACUUUGUAAAACAAAACUUUCUCAGCUAUUUCUUCUCCAACAUCAUUAGUCUGGCUGUACAAAAUACAAUUUUAAAGGUUUAUAAUGCUUUAUCUCUCCAUCUAAAUACUGACAUUAGAAAAGCCUUCAGAUUUGCUGAAAAAUAUGUACUGUGUUAAAUAAAGAGGAACUAGAUAGACUUCAUACCUGCCGUGUCACAGGCUGAUUCUUGGCCAUCACCGAGGAAAUCUGUCUAAACUGUUUUACUUUUCAGUUAUUGAAACUUUACAUUUCAUUACUCAGCUACUAGCUUUCCUUUUAAGCUUUACUUCUUUGAUUGUCUCGCUGUACAGCAGUUAAAUACUGGUUGUCUGAAUAACUUCAGAAUAUCUAAGUGUACUGAAUGUCUGAUGAUAUCCCCACACAAAUUAUGGUGUAUUUGCUUUAAUUACAAUGCCUGUUCAACUACACAUUCCUGUUCAAAUUCUUCACCAAAAAGCUUAAAUAAAACGACUAUUUUUGCACAAUUAAACUUACGAUAAGCCAUGAGGGGAAAAAACCUCAUAACUGUGUCUCUGUGCUUUUUCUUCAAAGGCUUUAUUGGAACACACUGCCUUCAGUGUGUUCACAGCUUUCCUGAGUUUAAGUUAAAAAAUUUGAAUGUGUUUCUAGGCAGAUGAUUGAAGCAAUGUUAAUUUAGGAGGGUUUUUUCUUGCUGUUGUUUGUUUUGUUUUUUAAUAUAUAAUACAGAAAUUCAGCAGGGAUACUGUUCUUGUGUGACUUUGUGAAUUUUUUCCUAAUUAUGGUUGAAUAAUAGAUAUCCAAAAGCAUUUUGAGCAUUUUAGUUGGGUGAUGAAAUGCUCUCUGCGGGUAAACUUCUGGGAGUACGUGUUCCAGCUGAUCACUUUUCUGCAGCAUAUUCCCAGCAUGAAGAAAAAUACUGUUUUCUAGGGCUUCAGAAGAAGCAGAUAUUUGUAGUAGUUUCCUGUCUCUUUAAUAUGCUUUUGCAGUCUUAUGUUUUUAAAUCAUUUUUAUACUGUUAUAUCUUUGCUUGAAGAGAUUGAGUGUCAUCAAAGCAAACUGCUAUUCAGAUCUGUAUUCUGACUACGUAAUCUUUCUUGCAGAGCCCUCAUAAAGUUACUGAGAAUAAAUUGGAUGUUACUGCAAAUUGGUUUGGAGCUAAUUUUGGAUACACAAUAGUAACUUGCAAAGUGAGACUGCAGUUUCUCUUAAAAAUAAUGAAAAUACAAAUGCUCACGAUGGGCAACCGUUCCGUUUCUGUUUGCUAAGGACCUAGGUGAUAUAUACGGCGUCAGAUCAGUUCUGUGACCUUAAUCUUCCUCAAGUAGAAACGUUCAUUAUUGUAAUGUUAUCCUGUGAAUGGCUGUCUAAGCUGCUCAAAGGAGAUAUUAGCAUUUGGAAAACUGAAAUAGCUUUUUGUCACGGGAGGCUCAUAAUGAGGUGUGUAAUCACAAAAGCAAGUGUGCAUAUGAUUCAUGGUUUGUGUGAUAGCUUAAGAUUUACUACUGAUACUCUGGGACUGAAAAAAAAAUUGUAAUGUCAAAGGUAUUGUAUAAGGGUAGGAUGAAGCUGUUCAGGAGUAUUUUCCUCUUAUUUUCUUUUGAUCUCAGUGUAUGUUUUUAUUUUUCUAGAUGGAGAAUAUUUUAACUGCAAGAUAUUUGAAUGUUGAGUGAAAGUACUCAGUUCGUGAUACAGGUAAGACCUCUCAGUUAACAAGAGACUAAAUGCCAAGUUCUCCUUUGUUUUCAGUCUGUCAGGUAUGCACUAAAAUUCAGUGGAGUGAGAUAUAGCCUAAUUCUCUCUGCCUGGAAUUUAUUCUGUAAAUAUACUAAUACUGCUUUGGGAGGAAUUUCCAGAAUUUAAAAACUAAAAUGAAACUAAAGUAUGUCAUCAAAUGUUUUAAGCCAUGGUUGUUAAUAGAAAACGUGAUAAAUUAAAUUUAAAGCUAUGGGUUAACACUGUUAUGGUUGCUCUGAAACCUCUAGAUGAACCUUGAGGCUUUGCUUGCCAGUCUGAGAUGUAAGACAAUAACACAUAAGGAAUGAAAGGGGUGCCUACAUUAAUGAAAAGUUCCUGUUUCUAAAUGAGCAUUUGGAAUAGCAAAGAGUGCAAAAUAUAGCACGUGCACUGACUUUGUCUCUCUUACUGUCUGUAUUUCUGCCUCAAUUGAAAUUAAAAAAUAGUUUACCUCAUCUACGCCUAAUGAGGCAAAGAUCAAGUGCAAAAAAGCCUUUGACUGAAUACUGAAAAUUAACGAUCCAUGUCAAUUAAGGCUAUUCAAACUGUGCAACUAGCAGACUUCUCUGUAGAAUUAUAAAUUUUCUGCAUAUGAACUGUAGAGCUUUGGGGAAUCACCUGGGUGAAGCAGCUUAAUCAAGGACUGCAAUAGAAAAUAGUGUGGGUGGAGAAGUAACAGAAAAAAUGAAUGCAAAAAGUGCUUCUUCCUCCCCAUUAAUGCGCCUGAAACAAAACCAAAAUCACAGCAGCAAGUUACAAGAAAAGGUAAAAUGGUUAUAAUAAAACCCAGAAGAGAGAAGUAUGGCUAAAUGAGAUGGUCAGACCUUAA
Molecule: messenger RNA, 4468 nt
Organism: Phasianus colchicus (ring-necked pheasant)
Lineage: Eukaryota; Metazoa; Chordata; Aves; Galliformes; Phasianidae
Source: RefSeq, a predicted model, not a curated record